This is a messenger RNA of Camelina sativa (false flax), 384 nucleotides long. Lineage: Eukaryota; Viridiplantae; Streptophyta; Magnoliopsida; Brassicales; Brassicaceae. The record is from RefSeq and is a predicted model, not a curated record.
CUCGGCGCAGUGACAUCAGUCCUCUCUGGUUUUCUCGGUAUGAAGAUUGCCACUUAUGCCAAUGCUAGAACCACUUUGGAGGCAAGGAGAGGUGUAGGAAAGGCCUUCAUCGUUGCAUUCAGGUCUGGUGCUGUGAUGGGUUUCCUUCUCGCUGCAAACGGUCUCUUGGUGCUUUACAUUACUAUCAAUCUCUUCAAGAUUUACUACGGUGAUGACUGGGAAGGCCUUUUUGAGUCUAUCACUGGUUAUGGCCUUGGUGGUUCUUCCAUGGCCCUCUUUGGUAGAGUUGGUGGUGGAAUCUACACUAAGGCUGCUGAUGUUGGUGCUGACCUUGUGGGCAAAGUAGAAAGGAAUAUUCCAGAAGACGAUCCUAGAAACCCAGCU